AAUAUAAUUGUUCUAUCGACACUUAUCAAUGUUUUCCAUGUUUUCUAAUCAAAUAACGUUUUGUUUUUAUAUCAAGAAUCUUGUUGUUAGGUAAUGGAUAUGAUGAAAUCUAAAUCAAUGAUGAUGAUUAGACAAUCCAAGUUAGUGAUUAAAAGGACAACAAUCAACAUUUGCAUAGAUUUUUGUUGUUUUUGUUAUUCUAAAGGAGAGAAAGUUUCAAAUUAACUAUCGAUCCUAAUCGAGAGUUCGAAAACUUUUUCUCGGCGCAAGACUUUCGAUUCUCAUUAUUAUUGUUCUUCUCCAUCAUUCUCACUGUUUCUCAUUCGAAAUCUACUCCCACCUUUCUCAUCUUCAUCUUCAUCUUCCUAACGAUCAUUUCACCUACGAACAGGUAGUUAAUAGUAAUGAAAAGAAAACCAAACCAAUAACAACAAUUAAUUUCUUUUGUGUUUCCAAAUUGUGAUUAACCUAAACAUCCAACACACAUUGUAAUUUUUUCCUUCUUCUUUAUAACAAUUUAUUCAUUCUGUGAGUUAAUUAACUUAUACCAAAUAGUUACACUGAUCAUCAAAAAUAAUCAAUAAUCAACAAGAAUUAAAAAUUUACUCGGUGAAGAGAAACAAAUUUUUCCAAUCAAUUCAAUUUACUGAUACAUCAAUCAUCUAACCAUCACAUUAAUGAAAACAAUUUAAAAUAAAAGUCCAAGGAAUUGGAUUUUUGUUUAAUUAUUUUUGGAGAGAUUUAACUUUCUAAUUAACUUAAUUGGUGUUCUUCAAAUUAAAUCAAAAAUGGCCUGGGCCUUGUAUAUGUUUCGAGAAACUUUCCAACCCGAAGAUCCUCAAAUCCUUGAUUCUCAUAUUAAACCCGAAACUAAAUUAACUUUCGUUGAUUUUGUGCCUAAUGCUGUUGAACGAACAUCAACUGCAAUUUAUCAAACUGCAGAAAUUAAAUAUCACCCAUUCAGGGAAAUGAUUUUAUUGGCUAACGAUUGGUUAGCUGAGAAUCCAUCAUGGAGAGCGAUUAAUUGUGAAUCGGUUACCCUUUUAUUCAAAGCCAACGACACUGGAAACCUCGAGCUAAGGCCAAUAGACGCUUCCUUUUAUAUCUAUGGUUCAGCUAAACAGCACAUUGUCAAAGCUUUGAGAUUAUGGAUUAAACGUAAGCCUAUUACAGGCGAUGAAAGUGAUAGUUAUGGAGGAGAGACUAUCGAACCACAGAUAUUGGAUUAUAUUGAUAUUAUUCCCGAGAAUCGUGGUGAUGGUGAUUCGUUUUGUCCCAAAUUCGAGAAUCUUAAUCAGUGUGUUGAAAGGAUCAAUAAGAUGACCCAAGAGAGGAAGAUAAAUGGAACCAUAAUUACCAUUGAAAGUCUUAAUUGUGAAGCGGAAAUCGAUUGGAAAAUUAAUCCUGAACAAACGUUAAACUUUUUCACCAACAAAACGGUCACCAUAAUACGAAUUUUCUAUGAGAAAGGUCCACCGAAUCAACUGGAAAUAGGAAUUAAAGAUUUCGUUCCUAAGAAUAUCUCUGGUGGUGGAUUCUUUAAACGCCCCAAGUUCGAGGCUUUCUCAUUGGUACUAACUCGAGCAACUAGAUGGUUAUCAGAAAAUCCCGACAUCUCCCUACGAAAUGCACAAUCAUUAGAUAUUAAGCUUAAAUCACUCGGUUCGUGCGAUUUAACCUGUUCAAUGGCCUACACGGAGCACGGUGAUUAUUUGAAAAUAUUUCGAAUCGCAUAUACCAAAUGUCCUAAAUCGCAAUCAACAUUGUCACUUAAUCUGAGCAAUGCAAUCAUGGAAACUAAAUCAUUAAUUCUUGGAAGUAAAUUGUUCAUGCCAAUCAAAAAAGGUGAAUCAUUAACAGAGAUUAGACAAAGAAUGGAAGAUUGGAUCAACACAAUUCCAAAAGUUAAUCUUUUCACAGACCAAGUUAACGGUGAGAUUAACCGGCCAAUUGAAAUUCUGAGCGCGGAAACGGUCGAGGUUUUCUGCCGAAGUGAUGACAACGAACUCGAAAAGGCCGUUGAAGAUACAUUUCAAUACAAUCGAUUCGGCACCAAAAAUGGUUACAUUUUCAUCUCGCUUCGAGUUUAUUUCGGUCUACCUGGUUUACCAAAUUUACUAAUUUCUCGAGUUGAUGAUAAUCUAAUUCAGUCCAUGUCACUGACCAACGAUAAUGGAUCAUCUUGUAAUAUCUUAUGAUUAAUUGAUCGAAACUUCAUUUAAUUUAAUGAACACUUUUUUUUCAUAUUCGAGAUAAUAACUAAUUGAUUGAUAAUAUUGAUCGCAAUUAAUAUUACUCAUUAUUACAUAUUCAUAUCACUCUUGGAUUUAAAUCAGAAUCAAUUUGUUUUAGUUUGAAAAACUUUUCCCCCUGAAAACUGAUUAAUUGAUUUGAUUUACUUAUUAUUACAAUUAACUGUUGACUCUCAUUUGUAAUAUAUAAUCAAAUUAAUUGUAUGAUAUUGUAUCCAUAAAGAAACAGAUAAACUUUCAAUUGUUAUCAUUAUUUGAAUAAAAAUCAAUCGUUAAUCAUUAUGGAAGUGAUUUAAUUAUUGAAGAGAAAAUCAAUUCUAAUCAAUCAAAUCAAUAUCUUAACCUAGAGACAAGAAAUUAAAAUAAAAAUCAAAUUAAAUGUAAAUAUUUAGGUA
Messenger RNA from Panonychus citri (citrus red mite), 2647 nucleotides. RefSeq lists its product as uncharacterized. The record is from RefSeq and is a predicted model, not a curated record. Bases 789 to 2198 code for a protein of 469 amino acids. NCBI's taxonomy places the organism in Eukaryota, Metazoa, Arthropoda, Arachnida, Trombidiformes, Tetranychidae. The transcript has 6 exons.